Molecule: messenger RNA, 1148 nt
Organism: Prosopis cineraria
Lineage: Eukaryota; Viridiplantae; Streptophyta; Magnoliopsida; Fabales; Fabaceae
Product: transcription termination factor MTEF1, chloroplastic
Exons: 2
Coding region: 39-1118 (359 amino acids)
Biological process (GO): regulation of DNA-templated transcription
Molecular function (GO): double-stranded DNA binding
Source: RefSeq, a predicted model, not a curated record
CUCAUCCCUCUCUCUCCCCCCUCCCCCUCUUCUCUCUCAUGCCGCCUCCUUCUAUCACAUUCAUGCCAUACCCCAAGCACGCUCCUCCUAUGGCCUCCUCCACCUCAACCCUCCUGUCUUCCAACCCUAGGGUUUUCUCUUCCAUCAUCUCCGAUCAUCACCAUCAUCACUCUCCUCUCUCUCAAUGUCCCGCCGUCCCCAAAUCCUUCAGUGGCCUCUGCAAACCUUUCCAUUCUCGAGUUCCCACUUCGAUUCGUCGUCGAGGCUUCUUCGUCAAGGCUACGGUUAUAAAGUGGCGAUGUCCAAAGCAAAUUCUCCCGCCCAACUGUGACACUGAUUUCCAAAAGAAAGUCCUGUAUCUAGAGUCCAUUGGUAUUGACUCUUUCUCACUUAUUGAAAAUCAUCCCACUGUGAUCUCUGCCUCCUCUCUUCCUGAUAUAAAAUCCACUGUGGAAUUCAUGACAUCCAUGGAUUUCUCUGCAAUUGAGUUCCGACGAAUUGUGGGCAUGUGCCCAGAGAUUCUUACCUCCAGAGUAUCAGAUAUCUUACCUGUCUUCACCUUCCUUCUCCGUGAAGCUUGUGUGAAUGGUUCAGAUAUCAAGCAUGCCAUAAACCGCCGUCCCAGGUUGCUUGUCUGCAGUGUCACCGAGCAACUUCGUCCCACCCUGUACUUUCUCCAAAGCAUUGGAAUUGAAGAGGUAAACAGGCACACAUACUUACUAUCAUGCAGUGUUGAAGAAAAGCUUAUUCCCAGGAUUGAUUACUUUGAGAAUAUCGGCUUUUCUCGCCGUGAUGCAACUUCAAUGUUUCGAAGAUUCCCUCAGCUGUUUAACUAUAGUAUUAAGAACAACUUGGAGCCUAAAUACAAGUACUUUGUGGUGGAAAUGGGGAGAGAUUUGAAGGAGGUAAAAGAAUUCCCGCAGUAUUUCUCGUUUAGCUUAGAGACUAGAAUCAAACCUAGGCAUAAACGCUGUGUAGAAAUGGGGGUGUGUUUUCCUCUCCCUGUAUUAUUAAAGACAAAUGAAGCGCUAUUUCGUAAUAGAUUAGACGUAUGUGUAAAUUCUUCAACACCCUUGAAAACAUCUCCUUUAUGGUGUUCAAAUUGUGAAGUUUAUUAAAUAUAGGGAAAAAAAUCUCAUUGCAUUGUA